AUAUUCAAACCCAUCAAAUUAACAUGAAGAAGUCUCAAAUAAGCUCCUCUGUCGUCUUCCUCCUGGUUCUUUGUCUUUCCUUUUGUAACUCAUGGGCAAACUUAUCUUCCCUUGUUGAUGUUACACCAGGUACGGAAAAUUUCAUGAGUUGCAUACAGCCCAAAUCCAACAAUGUCACCUCCUUCUCUCAACUCAUUUUCACACCUGUGAAUGCUUCUUUCAUUCCCAUUUGGCAAGUCGCAGUGCAAAACACUAGGUUCCUUAAACCCUCCACUCCUAAACCAUCAAUCAUCGUGACACCUGUGGAUGAAACACUUGUCCAAAAGGCUCUAUUCUGCGCAAAGAAACAUGGAUACGAGAUCAGGAUCAGGAGUGGGGGCCAUGACUAUGAAGGCCUAUCAUACACUGCUGAUGUUCCGUUUGUUAUGCUUGAUUUCACCAACAUGAGGUCUAUAGACGUGGACGUAGCUAACAGGACCGCAUGGGUCCAGCCAGGUGUUUGCCCCACGGUGGGUGUUGGCGGGUACAUGGGCGGUGGUGGCUACGGAAACCUACUGAGGAAAUAUGGUACUGCUGCUGAUAAUGUUUUGGAUGUUCGCUUUAUGGAUGUCAAUGGAAAUAUUCUCGACAGGAAGUCGAUGGGUAAAGAUUUGUUUUGGGCAAUACGAGGAGGCGGUGCUUCCAGUUUUGGAAUCGUUCUUGCAUGGAAGCUCAGGUUGGUUCCAGUUCCAGAAAAAGUAACUGUAUUCAUACUGAAUAAAACUUUGGAAGAAGGGGCAACCAAAAUUUUCCAUAAAUAUCAAUACGUUGCGCCAACUAUUGAUAGAAAUCUACACAUAAGGACUCAGGUGUUUGCCGAAUAUAUUGGCAACACCACCAAGAAAACCAUACGAAUUAUGUUCGAAGGAAUUUAUCAGGGCACAAGGGACACAUUGCUUCCGUUGCUGGACGAAAAAUUUCCUGAGCUCGGUGUUAGACGAGAGAUUUGUGAAGAAAUUAGAAGCAUCCAAUCGACCGUUGUGUUUUGGGGCUUGCCAAGCUCCACCCCAAUCGAGAUCCUCACGAACCGGUCUGCUAUAGCCAAGCUGAACAAUAAAAGUAAAUCAGACUAUGUCCGGACACCAAUUCCCAUACGCGGCCUAAGAAAGAUAUGGAGAAAGCUCAUGCAAAACGACGGAUCGGCACUUCUCAUGAUCAAUCCUUUUGGCGGAAGGAUGGCUGAUUACUCGGAGUCAGCAAUUCCAUAUCCUCAUAGAGCUGGGGUGUUGUUACAGAUUCUCAAGACUGUUAAUUUUAACGGUCAAACUUCAGACACAACCCCUACAUCGCUCAAGAGGAUAAUGUGGCUGCGAAGCUUGGACGAGUUAUUGACGCCUUAUGUGUCAAAGAACCCAAGAGAGGCAUAUUCCAACUACAAUGAUUUGGAUUUGGGUGUUGGAAGUUCUAAUUAUGAAGAAGCCAGUCCUUGGGGUGAGAGGUACUGGAAAAGGGACAAUUUUCAGAAGUUGAUUCGAAUCAAGGCCAAAGUUGAUCCGAAUAAUUUCUUCCGGCGUCCACAAAGUAUCCCUGUUUUCUAA
This is a messenger RNA of Lactuca virosa, 1577 nucleotides long. NCBI's taxonomy places the organism in Eukaryota, Viridiplantae, Streptophyta, Magnoliopsida, Asterales, Asteraceae. The record is from the annotation of a GenBank genome assembly.